AUGCGAGGGCGUGGAUGGCCGCGGGGCAGCGAGCCAGGGGCGGGCACGGCUGGGGCAGGGCACGGCGCUCCUCCCCGGGCGGCUGCGGGCACGGGCGGAUCCGCGGGUGCUGCUGUGUGGGGCCGGGGCCGCGGCACCUCGGCGGGCUCCUUCCCUCCUCCCCUGCCUCUCUCGGCCUGCGGGAGGGCAGCGGGCGGCCUGGAGCCAGGAGCAGAGCCCUUCCAAGGGGAGCCCAGUGACACCAGGGGCCAUGGGCACCUACGGGGCACAGUGGGAACUCUGGAUGAACACCGGGAACCCCUGUCCCCCGUGAGGCUGACAGAGCACAGGCACAGCUUGCCCGGAUCCCAUAUAACCAUGGUGCCUAUAUACUCCUUGAUGGGACCUUUCAGAAGACACAUGAGUCUCAAAAGUAGCCCUUUUUCUCCUGGACCUUCCUACAAGCUCUCCAAUCAGCACAUCAUUCAAGACCACAUGGCUGCUCAUUUCAAGAAGUUGAUGUCUGCUGAAGCUGCUGUUGAUUCAUCUGCACCAAAGUGUUUGCAUACCAGUGUUAAAUACAAGGACCAGCAGAAAAGAGACAGAAUAAUUCAAACCCUUGAUAAAUACAAGAAGGAUCUUGUACGUGGUCUUCCUGCCUCACCAGUCAAGUGCAGAAGUAUUUCUCCAAACCAGCAGAAGAUCAAUUGGGCACUGUUGGAAAAUGGUCACCCACUGUCUGGUCAGAGCAACUAUCCCAGGACAAAGAGAGAGCAACCCCUCUCUGUAUCAGGCAGAAGUUCACUUAAAGGACUCCGAGGCUGGGUCCUGCUGCAAGAAAGGCUGUCCCAAAUACUGCUCUGUGUGCUUUGUCUCCAACCAACAUCAGUUCACAGUCCUAGUGCCCACAGAUCAUCUGCUUCACCCCUCCUGCAGCCUCACAUGCCUUUGGGCAGUCACAACAGGAAGAAGGCAUUUCAGAACUCUGUUCAUAAAAUCUACUCUGGGGACUUCCUUGACAAACAUGCAAUUUACUUUGCAGAAAAGAAGCAGUGUUUUACCUCUCAGAUCUUGAAGACAUCACAUCGACCUUUUCUUGUAAAAUAUAAGUAUUAUAAUCCUCCUUCCAGAAAAAGGAGCUCCUCCCCAGGCAGACCAUCAAUUAAAUCAGCAGGCAUCAACAGCAAAGAGAGAGAAGGCUUACACAGGUGCUGACAUCAAUGCAAAAAGUUACACAAUUUUUUUUCAAACACAUUAUUUGAAUCAUAGCUGUUUGUCACUGUGCUUUUAAUCUUUCAGAUUUUUAGAGGAUGAACAUAUGAGACCACAUUCUGCUAACUUUUCUCAGCAGCCAGUUGAGGUUAGUGUAUCCAGUGAGUUACAAAGAAAAAAGGGCAGAAAACACUACUCAUGUACAAAAGUUGUACUGGUUAUGUGAAAAUUAAACGGAUAAUGGAGUCAGUGGCUUUGGGGAAUCUUUGUUAAGAGCAAAACCAAAAUACUCAACUACCUUAAGAGAAAUGACUAAGGUUGUAACUGAGAAAUCCAGCAUGCAGGGCUAGAAGGGGUCAACAGGGAUCUGUGAAUAAAACAGGAGCAGCUAAAGUCUUUGAGAAACACAAAUGAGGCACUGUGAUGUGGAAAACAGUGUAUCCCAACACAAAUCUGCUCUUCUGAGGGCAGAGUUCUUUCCUACUUGACUGAACUCUUGCUUUUUGGUUGGUUUACAGCCUUUCAUUCCAUCCAAAUAAUAACUUGGAGCCCAGAAAUGUCCAGACAAAGUGCUAUUCUCUCUGACUAUGGUCACAUGUCAUGCAAGAUUUUGUCUGUAAGUUGCACUCCAUUAGUCAUCUGGAUUUUCAAGAUGAAUGGUGAAUUGAUUUAGGAAAUUUUAGUGCACUUAAAAAUAAGGGUUGCUUAACAAUAGCCAAAGCCAUGCACGAUAGAGGAGUUUUGUAUAAUUCCUUGUCCCACGUGCCUCUUUACAGAAGCCAUUCUGAAUUUCUACACAGCCAAGGAACCACAGGCAUGAUAUGUGAUAGCUUUGUGCUUGAUAGUGCUAUUUCAGUCCUUAUUUCAACCACCAAACCUUCAUUUAACAAUGUUAACUGGAGUAGCUCCUACUUUCAUUUGAUGACCUGAUCUGAUUUUCUAAGUCCUCUUUCAAAAACACAAAUGUAUUUUGCAUGUCCUUCUAAAUAAAAUGUUGUUGUAUUUGUAUGGAAUCUGUAAAGAUUUUCAAUUUUGACAGAAAUUCUGAUUUUCUUUAUAUUUGCUUCCUUUCUCUUGGGUUAUACAAGCUGAUUUCCAUUUCUGUUACCAUGAACCUACCCAAUAAUAAUACUUGUUCAUUAUUUACAUGAGUAAUUGACACCCAAGACGUUUAUUUCACAUGAGCUGGAAUGUGAUAUAGUUGUGAUUUUGAUAUGUUGUGGUAUCAGAUUAUUUCCCCUGGUACUCUGAAUGGAAAUAAAUAAUGAGAAUACAAAGAUAAUUAAAUCA
This is a messenger RNA of Pyrgilauda ruficollis (rufous-necked snowfinch), 2481 nucleotides long. Its product is annotated as spermatogenesis-associated protein 7 homolog. Gene Ontology annotation, cellular component: ciliary basal body; photoreceptor distal connecting cilium; rod photoreceptor outer segment. Gene Ontology annotation, biological process: protein localization to photoreceptor connecting cilium; photoreceptor cell maintenance; protein localization to photoreceptor outer segment. The record is from RefSeq and is a predicted model, not a curated record. The coding region runs from base 1 to 1194 and encodes 397 amino acids. The transcript is spliced from 6 exons. Lineage: Eukaryota; Metazoa; Chordata; Aves; Passeriformes; Passeridae.